AUGGAUCAAUCUUUGGUACGUCAGCUUCAGGGACUACCUUGGUUCUGACUUCGUGGUGCCUCAGGAAAGGAAGUUCGAUGGUGUUUGGCAAUUUUACACACCUCAUAUUGGAUUUCACUAUGAUUCAAGGUUAGGCAUAAGGUUGGAAACAAUCGCUGAAGUCAAGUUUGGCACGUGGAGGACAGAUUCCGAAAUAAUAGAAUCUGAUAGAUGGAUAUUCCUUUUUCCUGCCAUCGGUGCUAAGGAGCUAGCUUCCACGCGCUGUCGGAAGCUUGCUGACAUAGUGAGCAGAGGUGGCGCGUGUGGACCACACGCGCUGCCGUUCGUCGUCGCCGUCUUGGGUUUCGCCGUUCAGAGCCUCUUGAGUACGUCUAGGGUGGCGGGAACAGUUGUGGUUGCUGGUAGGGCAAGAGCAAUUGUGGUGGGAGUUGGUCAUAACACUGCCAUGGGCAGCAUACGUGAUUCAAUGUUGCAAACAGAAGAUGAGGUGACACCAUUGAAGAAGAAGCUGGAUGAGUUUGGUACCUUUUUGGCCAAGGUUAUUGCAGGGAUUUGCAUAUUGGUGUGGGUUGUAAAUAUCGGACACUUUCGUGACCCUUCUCAUGGGGGUUUCUUGCAGGGUGCUAUUCAUUAUUUUAAGAUUGCUGUUGCUCUGGCAGUUGCGGCAAUUCCAGAAGGGCUCCCUGCUGUUGUUACAACCUGUCUAGCUCUUGGAACAAAGCGGAUGGCUAGGUUAAAUGCUAUUGUGCGGUCUUUACCUUCUGUGGAGACAUUGGGCUGCACUACUGUAAUUUGCAGCGACAAAACUGGAACUUUGACAACCAAUAUGAUGUCUGUGACAAAGAUAUGUGUGGUUCGCUCCGCAAAACAUAGUCCUGUUGUUACUGAAUACAAUGUUAGCGGAACAACAUAUGCACCUGAAGGCAUGAUCUUUGACAGUUCGGGAACACAGCUUGAUGUUCCAGCUCGAUUGCCAUGUCUUCUUCACACAGCAAUGUGUUCUGCACUUUGCAAUGAGUCCACCCUGCAGUAUAACCAUGACAAAGGAAAGUAUGAAAAAAUUGGAGAGUCAACAGAAGUGGCACUUCGUGUCCUGGCGGAGAAAGUUGGUCUCCCUGGUUUUGAUUCUAUGCCAUCAGCCUUGAACAUGUUGAGCAAGCAUGAGCGGGCAUCUUACUGUAAUCAUUAUUGGGAGGAACAAUUUAGAAAGAUAGAUCUGUUGGAUUUUUCUCGGGAUCGGAAAAUGAUGAGUGUCCUUUGCAACCGAAAUCAGCUUCAUGUGUUGUUCUCCAAGGGUGCUCCAGAGAGUAUCAUGUCUAGAUGUACAACCGUCAUGUGCAAUGACGAUGGCUCCCUUGUGCCACUUACUGCUGAUAUUCGAGCUGAGCUAGACUCAAAGUUCCACAGUUUUGCAGGAAAAGAAACAUUGAGAUGCCUAGCUUUAGCCCUGAAAUGGAUGCCUUUGAGUCAACAACGCCUUUCCUAUAAUGAUGAGAAAGAUCUUACAUUUAUUGGGUUGGUUGGAAUGCUUGAUCCACCAAGAGAUGAAGUAAGAAAUGCGAUGCUUUCAUGCAUGACCGCUGGCAUACGUGUUAUAGUUGUUACAGGGGAUAACAAGUCAACUGCUGAGUCACUUUGCCGCAAGAUAGGGGCUUUUGACCACUUCUUGGAAUUUAAUGAACAUUCUUAUACUGCUUCUGAGUUUGAAGAACUUCCAGCUCCGCAGCAAACUCUUGCUUUGCAACGUAUGGCUCUUUUUGCCAGGGUUGAGCCAUCUCAUAAAAGGAUGCUGGUUGAAGCAUUGCAGCACCAGAAUGAAGUGGUUGCUAUGACUGGAGACGGUGUCAAUGAUGCACCUGCACUGAAGAAGGCAGACAUAGGAAUUGCUAUGGGUUCAGGUACAGCUGUUGCCAAGAGUGCUUCAGACAUGGUACUGGCUGAUGAUAACUUUGCUACAAUUGUUGCGGCUGUGGCAGAGGGAAGGGCCAUAUACAACAAUACAAAGCAAUUCAUUAGAUACAUGAUCUCUUCUAAUAUUGGUGAAGUAUUCUGUAUAUUUGUGGCAGCUGUGCUUGGAAUUCCCGAUACCCUUGCCCCGGUCCAGCUGCUUUGGGUGAAUUUGGUUACUGAUGGAUUGCCUGCUACUGCUAUCGGCUUUAAUAAGCCAGAUUCUGAUGUAAUGAAGGCCAAACCUCGUAAGGUGAAUGAAGCAGUGGUUACAGGGUGGCUGUUCUUCCGUUAUCUAGUAAUUGGAGCUUAUGUUGGUCUUGCUACUAUUGCUGGUUUUAUUUGGUGGUUUGUUUCCUCUGACAGCGGCCCAAAACUGCCAUAUACUGAACUGAUGAAUUUUGACACUUGCCCAACAAGGCAGACAACUUUCCCAUGCAGUAUAUUUGAUGAUCGACACCCAUCUACUGUAGCAAUGACUGUGCUUGUCGUUGUUGAGAUGUUCAAUGCUUUGAACAAUCUUAGCGAAAAUCAAUCUCUUCUGGUUAUCCCUCCAUGGAGUAACUUAUGGCUUGUUGGUUCAAUAAUUCUUACCCUGCUUCUUCACAUGCUUAUUUUGUAUGUGCAUCCUCUCUCUGUUCUUUUCUCUGUAACACCAUUAUCCUGGGAUGACUGGUUGAUUGUCCUGUAUCUUUCAUUACCUGUUAUAUUCAUUGAUGAGGUGCUAAAGUUAUUCUCCAGGCGUCCUAUUGGCCUGAGGUUCAGAUUAUGGUUCAGGAGGCCUGAUUUACUUCCAAAAAGAGAAUUGCGUGAUAAGUAAAAUUCGGAGUAUUACAUGUGUAAAUACUGCAUUUGCUUAUUCACUUGGCUAUACUGGAAGGGUAUUUAAAUCACCCACCUCUACUUAUGUGCAUGGCAGUCCAUGAGUUCCGAAAGUUACCAGCUUAGAGACAGUAUAACUUUGGUUUUGGUUUUGUUGUAUCGUCUAUAACUUUUGUCAUGAAAAUGCCAUGUGGUGUACAGGGCAAAAGUAGUGACUGGAGGUUGUUGUAUUUAUUUAUUCUCUCUUUUGGAGCCCGCAUUGAACCAGUUUUGAGGACUUUUAAGUUGGAAAGGUACGUCGUAUCAUUUGUAUAUCUUAAAAGAAGUUAUCUUUGAAUCUUCUCAAUGAAA
Messenger RNA from Prosopis cineraria, 3120 nucleotides. RefSeq names its product calcium-transporting ATPase 3, endoplasmic reticulum-type-like. Gene Ontology annotation, cellular component: membrane. Gene Ontology annotation, biological process: calcium ion transmembrane transport; intracellular calcium ion homeostasis. The annotation marks the transcript as partial. The transcript has 28 exons. Gene Ontology annotation, molecular function: ATP hydrolysis activity; ATP binding; P-type calcium transporter activity. NCBI's taxonomy places the organism in Eukaryota, Viridiplantae, Streptophyta, Magnoliopsida, Fabales, Fabaceae. The record is from RefSeq and is a predicted model, not a curated record.